Messenger RNA from Cuscuta epithymum, 6819 nucleotides. Lineage: Eukaryota; Viridiplantae; Streptophyta; Magnoliopsida; Solanales; Convolvulaceae. The record is from the annotation of a GenBank genome assembly.
UAAAACACUUCCCGUUUGCGAACACAGCCUAAAAAGCAUUUGCCUUGGGUGCGUCGACGAUCUAAAGUCCUCACCAAUGGGUUUCUGCGGUUGCUUCGACGGAGGAAAGAAGAUGAAAGAAAGAAAACGAUCGGCUUCAUACAAACUUCCUCCUGAUGAAGCUCCCGAAGUUCCAGACACAUUAGCUCCGGUGGAAACCACGGACGCUCGCAUAAAAGCCGCAGAAGCUGCCCAGAAAAGGCUAAUCUCAAUCCCUUUAUCGCUCUUUCUGUUUUCCCCUUCUUCUUUUUCCUAUUUGCUUCGGAUUGCGGAAGUCGGAAAACUGUCAUCACCCAGAUUUGUAAUUUUUCCAAAAUAGUUUCACUAAAAAAAUCCCAUCUUUGUACUUCAUUGACCGUAAAACUGAAAUUAAACUUCUCUCCCAUGUUAAUCAGUUUGGAUGAUUUGUUUUUAUAUGCUUUAAAUGGCCAUUUUAUGCAGACAAGAUGAGUUUAAAAACUCUGCUGUAGGAAGAGCUGCACUAGCCGUUCAGAAAGCAGCAACUGCAAAUACUCACAGGGGAGAACCAGCUCUCAAGUGGCAAAUGGGCUAAUGCUUUCUCAUGCCAACUUCUGGUGUACAUUCACAAUUGAAAAGUCACGUGCCUGAGGAGUAAAGCUACGUUCAAGAAGGAAAGAAAAAAGACACUGCAAGAAGUAAAGAAAGAAAUAGAGGAGAGAAGCAUGGACCUGAUUUCAGUUUUGAUCGGCUGAGAAGAUUUCGGGAUCGCAGCAACGGACGGAGUGAUUCUCGACCAGAGAUGGACGUUCCGAAUAGGGCGGCUGCAGCAACAAUAAAUAGAUGAAGAAAGAAGAGAAAAAGGCAGCAAGAAAAGGGAGGAAUAAAGAAGAAGAAAACGGAGCAGCGUAGUCAAGAAAGAAGAGAAGAGAGCAGGGGCGCAGACCAAACAAAACAGCAAGCCUAUCAUCAUCCUUCGGGCAGUUUUUCCAUCUUUAAUUUCUGCAAUUUUCAGUUUAAUUUGAUUGAGUUUUCAUUGCUAGAUGACUCCCAGUAGCUAAAUCUUAGUUUUCCAAUUCCAAGUUAAUACUCUGUAGUUUAAUUCGUGAGAUUUUUGUGCUUAAUGAUUUAUUUGCCAUAGUAUUCUAUAUUUUUGUGAAUCAAUUUCAGUUGAAUUCAUGAGAUUGGUUAAUUUGGAUGCAUACUUAUUUACUAUUCUUGUGAGUUUAUUGCUAGUUGAAGUCUGAUUUGUUGAAAUUAGGGUUCAUUAUAGUAGUGACUAGGUGCUUACGAACCAUCUAGAAAAAUAUAGAUAUGAAUUGAAUAUUCACCCGUUUGGGAAAUAUUAUUCGUGUUGGCUAAAAAUUCACAAAGAUUAAUGCGAUUGAGCCUUGAAUCUUAAACGUUUGUUCUAAGAUUGGGAAUCAAUUAGACUUAAUUGACGGCGUUUGUUGCUUUUAGGUAUAAUAGGUGAAUUGGAGAUUAGUUUGCGUUUGCAAUUAAUCUACGCCAACUAUUAUGAUGAAUAAAUUUCCUUUGUCAAUGAUCGAUUAAACUUACAUGAGUUAAAACUUGGAAUUGGAAAUCUCUUUUUAUAUAAUCUAAACCUCUACUUAUUAGUUAAUCAUUUUUUUUACAUACUUUGCAUUUUUAUUUUCUUUCGAUUAAAAAAAUCUUUGAUUUUAAUAACUUGAGAAAUAGUAGUUAAUCAUCCAAACUCUCUGUGGGAUCGACCUGAACUUUCACUAUCUACGUGCUAGUUAGUUUUUUUUAUUUGGUGUUAAAACGACACGCACCAAAUUUUUGGCGCCGUUGCCGGGGAGUUAAGUAGAUUAGCUACUACUCUCUUAAGUUACUAGUUUUUUUUUCAAAAAAAAAAAACAUUUUUUUUCAAGUUAUUUAUAGUUUUAGUUUUUUUUUGUGUGCUGAUUUUAUUAUUAAAGCCUUUGUCUAUGUACAGAUUGAGAUAGUGCAUGACCAGAAGAACUGAGGGCCUAUCUCCUGAAGCUUCGUUGAAUCUUGAAAUUGAAUCAUUUUGUAGGAGACAGAACGCUCAAAGAAGGAGAGCUCGUGCAUCAGAACGUGAAGCAAUGGCUAACAAUGAGAAUCGCACCAUAAGGAAUUUGGCAAUGCCAAACCUGGACAAUCAACCGCUUUGCAUUCAAUAUCCAGAGCUCGAGGCUGCCUUGGAACUUCGGUCAGGCCUAAUACAACUUCUGCCCAAGUUUCACGGACUGCCAGGAGAGGAUCCACACAAGCAUUUGAAGGAGUUCCAUGUUGUUUGUUCCACCAUGAAGCCUACUGGAGUGCCUGAAGAUCAUAUUAAGUUGAGAGCUUUCCCCUUCUCACUGGAUGGUGCAGCUAAAGAUUGGCUCUAUUACCUACCAAGCGGGUGUAUUACCUCUUGGAAUGAUAUGAAGAAAAUGUUCUUGGAGAACUACUUUCCUGCCACCCGAACAGCUGUUUUGCGGAAGGAGAUUUGCGGAAUCAAGCAAACGCCUGGAGAGACCUUGUAUGAAUAUCGGGAGAGGUUUAAGAAACUAUGUCAAAUCUGUCCUCACCACCAAUAUACUGAAGUUCAAUUGAUUCAGUAUUUUUAUGAGGGCCUACUACCCGUUGAUCGAGUGAUGCUUGAUGCUGCAAGUGGAGGAGCUCUCAUUGAUAAAACACCGGUUGAAGCUUGGAGACUGACCGAUACUAUGGCUGCUAACUCACAUCAAUUCGGCAUGCGCCAGGAUGUUGGCGUUAAGCAAGUGAAUGAGGUAGCAAGUUCAAAUCUUGAGCAACAACUUGCUGCCACAAAUCAGCAACUUUCGCAGCUCACUGCUUUGAUGAUGACUCAAAUGAACCUGCAGCAAACUAAAAAUGUGUGUGGUGUUUGCUCUUCUAAUGCUCACUUCAGUGAUCAAUGUCCAUUGGUUCAAGGGAAGACGGAAGAAGCUAAUGCAAUGGGGUUUCCCGGUUCUUCACAACGCAGAUUUGAUCCUUUUUCGAACACCUAUAAUCCAGGAUGGAAGAGCCACCCGAAUCUGAGCUAUGGCAAUAACAACAACUCAGCCUUUCAAUCUCAGCCGCAACAUAUGCCUGGACCAGGGAGUUCUCAAUCUGGAGCACCUAAUCAGAACUCAACCUCUACACUUGAGGGUAUGAUGCAGAGGCUGGUAGACGGCCAGUUGAAGUUAGAGCAAGAGAAACUGAAAUUUGAGCAAGAAACUAGAGUAGGAAUGCAAGAUUUAAGAACACAGGUGGGCCAGCUAGCUACAUCUAUGAGUAGACUUGAGUCCCAGCUCUUGAAUAGGCUCCCUUCACAGCCUAUGAACCCAAAUCAAAGUGCAAAUGCCAUCACUCUUCGUAGUGGCAAGAUUUUGAGUGAAGACAGAGCCAAGAAGGUGUCAUUUCAGCUUGACCAAGAGAAGGAAACAGAGGUUAAAAGUGGUCUGGAUGAUGAGCCAGAUGUAUCCCAGCUGCCAGAUCAGAAGAAAACAAUGUCAAAUGACCUCGUUUGCAAGCUGAAAAAUGAUAAAGAGGCGAUUCCUUCCAUACCGGCUAAUGUUCUUUCCCCUCCUUUUCCAUCAAGGUUGGCUAAAAAACAGAAAGAAAGUCUGGAAAAGGAUAUUUGGGAUACUUUUCGGAAGGUGGAAGUGAACAUACCUCUCAUCGAUGCAAUCAAGCAAGUUCCGCGGUAUGCAAAGUUUUUGAAGGAACUGUGCACAAAUAAAAGAAAACUUAGAGGGGAUGAAAGAGUAAGCCUAAAUGAAAAUGUCUCUGCCGUACUCCAACGGAAGCUCCCUGUGAAGUGCAAGGAUAAAGGCUCAUUUUCCAUUCCUGUUACUAUAGGUAACAAGAGGUUCGAAAGGGCUAUGUGUGAUCUCGGUGCAUCUAUUAAUGUUAUGCCAUACUCGGUUUAUACUGCCUUGAACAUUGGACCCUUGAUAGAAACCGGUGUGAUUAUACAACUGGCUGAUAGGUCAAAUGUGUAUCCCGAGGGGCUGGUUGAGGAUGUUUUGGUGCAGGUGGGUGAUCUGGUUUUUCCAGCAGACUUCUUUGUGCUAAAGAUGGAAGAUAAUGAGCUGGACCUUACACCGAUUCCUCUUUUGCUUGGAAGACCUUUUCUAAGAACGGCCAGAACUCAGAUUGAUGUGUUCAAGGGGAUUUUAACAAUGGAGUUUGAUGGGAAUGUAGUGCGCUUUGAUAUUUUUGAGGCCAUGCGUUAUCCCAACGAUGUUCAUGCUGUUUUUUCCAUUGACGCGCUGGAUGUUAUUUCUGAACAAGUGAUGGAGUUUGAAGCAACCGAUAGCUUGAGUUUGGUGUUGAGAAAUAGCCUUAACAACCAAACAUAUAAUGCACUCAAACUAGCACCCAAAGAAGAAAUUGAGGAGAUGAUUGCAGCCUUGGAAGCACUCCCGGUGAAAUCUGGGAAAUUUAACUUAUCUUAUAUUGAUCUUCCAGUCCCAACCACCAAACUCUUCCCAUCUAUAGUGCAGCCCCCUGAAGUUGAACUUAAGCCACUGCCUUCUCACUUGAAGUAUGCAUUUAUGGGAUCAAAUGAGACUCUUCCAGUGAUUUUCUCAAGUGAACUUACUCCAACUCAAGAGGAUAAAUUAAUAAGAGUUCUGAGAGAGUACAAAGAAGCUAUCGGGUGGAAUAUUGCUGAUAUUAAGGGAAUCAGUCCAGCAAUUUGCAUGCAUAGAAUCCUUCUGGAAGAUGGAGCUAAACCCGUUAGGCAGCCUCAAAGAAGGCUGAAUCCUCCCAUGAUGGACGUGGUGAAGAAAGAAGUAAUGAAGCUCCUAGAAGUUGGAAUCAUAUACCCCAUUUCGGACAGUGAGUGGGUGAGCCCGACUCAAGUGGUGCCAAAAAAAUCUGGAUUGACUAGUGGUUUUGUUCUGUUUGCUAAGGGACUAGCAAAGUGCAAGUGUGGGAGGAUUUGUUGGGCAUUUAUUUGCUGCUAUUUUUAGCUAUUCAAGAGGUCCCGAUUAGUGUUUUUAUUUUCUAAUUAGGCUCUUAAUUUAUUUUAUUUUAAUAAGAGGUCAAAGGGAGAAAGUCAAUUUUUUUAGUAUGCAUUUGAAAGCUUUUAGACUAGGUUUAGUAAUUUAGUUUCCUAAGUCUGAUCUAAAACCCACUGCACGUGCUUUCAUUUAGUUGGGUCAGGAUUCUUUCUUUCUAUUUAUUUGCAGCACAAUUGAAAAGUCACGUGCCUGAGGAGUAAAGCUACGUUCAAGAAGGAAAGAAAAAAGACACUGCAAGAAGUAAAGAAAGAAAUAGAGGAGAGAAGCAUGGACCUGAUUUCAGUUUUGAUCGGCUGAGAAGAUUUCGGGAUCGCAGCAACGGACGGAGUGAUUCUCGACCAGAGAUGGACGUUCCGAAUAGGGCGGCUGCAGCAACAAUAAAUAGAUGAAGAAAGAAGAGAAAAAGGCAGCAAGAAAAGGGAGGAAUAAAGAAGAAGAAAACGGAGCAGCGUAGUCAAGAAAGAAGAGAAGAGAGCAGGGGCGCAGACCAAACAAAACAGCAAGCCUAUCAUCAUCCUUCGGGCAGUUUUUCCAUCUUUAAUUUCUGCAAUUUUCAGUUUAAUUUGAUUGAGUUUUCAUUGCUAGAUGACUCCCAGUAGCUAAAUCUUAGUUUUCCAAUUCCAAGUUAAUACUCUGUAGUUUAAUUCGUGAGAUUUUUGUGCUUAAUGAUUUAUUUGCCAUAGUAUUCUAUAUUUUUGUGAAUCAAUUUCAGUUGAAUUCAUGAGAUUGGUUAAUUUGGAUGCAUACUUAUUUACUAUUCUUGUGAGUUUAUUGCUAGUUGAAGUCUGAUUUGUUGAAAUUAGGGUUCAUUAUAGUAGUGACUAGGUGCUUACGAACCAUCUAGAAAAAUAUAGAUAUGAAUUGAAUAUUCACCCGUUUGGGAAAUAUUAUUCGUGUUGGCUAAAAAUUCACAAAGAUUAAUGCGAUUGAGCCUUGAAUCUUAAACGUUUGUUCUAAGAUUGGGAAUCAAUUAGACUUAAUUGACGGCGUUUGUUGCUUUUAGGUAUAAUAGGUGAAUUGGAGAUUAGUUUGCGUUUGCAAUUAAUCUACGCCAACUAUUAUGAUGAAUAAAUUUCCUUUGUCAAUGAUCGAUUAAACUUACAUGAGUUAAAACUUGGAAUUGGAAAUCUCUUUUUAUAUAAUCUAAACCUCUACUUAUUAGUUAAUCAUUUUUUUUACAUACUUUGCAUUUUUAUUUUCUUUCGAUUAAAAAAAUCUUUGAUUUUAAUAACUUGAGAAAUAGUAGUUAAUCAUCCAAACUCUCUGUGGGAUCGACCUGAACUUUCACUAUCUACGUGCUAGUUAGUUUUUUUUAUUUGGUGUUAAAACGACACGCACCACUUCAUGCAUACACUGAGUCUCUAAAAUUAACUACUCGUUACAUCAAUAAUUAUUCAAAAUAUAGAACUAUAUAUAUCUUCUAUUAUCCUUCACAAUUCUUUUGUAGAAUGAACUCUUCUUGUCGAACUUCUACCCUUGAUAAAAAAAAAAGUUUACAAUCGAGUUUUGCCAAUAUAGUUGAUGUUUUCGCAGGAUUCUGCAUGUUGUAAAUAAAAAGGAGAACAUCAAAUAGCAGAAUAUCAGAUAUGUGUAAAAGCUCUCGCCUUCCCGCCGUUCCCGAGUUACAAGCAAAAAUUAUGUGCAGCACAUACUUGUCAUAUUUCAGCAGUGUUAUUUAACUGCAUGCAAUUAUUUUUUCGCACAUUAUGUGUAUUGUAUGUUUCAUAAUCUCAAUUGGAUAGUUGUUCAUCCAUUCAAAAUGAAAUAAAAAUGUAUAUUUCAUGAUGAUAUUAAUGACUCACUGUGAUGUUGUUUA